AUGUCUUUGCAUUCCCCACACAAUUACUUGAAAUUACCAGAAGAAGGAGAAGGAUUAGGAGAAGGGAGAGGGGGCGGGGCAUUAGAAGGACAGGAGGAGGAUAAAGUAGGGGAUUGUGAUGUUGGCACAUAUGGUGCCGGAUGCUCAGAAACAUGUCACUGCGCUGUUGUAUCAUCAUGUGACCCUUUCAGUGGAAUAUGUACUACAGGUGGAUGUCAGUCUGGCUGGUCAGGGAACAAUUGUCAAAUUCCUGAUAUAUGUGAGGCUGGUUACUAUGGAUCUCAAUGUACUGAUAAAUGUCAUUGCAUGGAUGAUGUAUCAUGUGAUAAAACAACAGGAGCAUGUCCUCAGAAAAAGUGUGCCUUAGGAUACAGCGUACGUGAUGGUCGGGAAAAUUGUAAAGAGUGUGACGGAGGAACCUUUGGUCUGGAUUGUCUUCAACGAUGCCACUGUGCUCAAGAAGCCUGUGAGAUACAGAGAGGACUGUGCGAUGGUCAAUGCCUUGAUGGUUGGUUUGGACCCUACUGCCAAAGAAUACCAAGAUAUGAAGCAGUAAGAGUGAAUCCAUACCAACCUUCAACUAUCACAUGUUAUGCUGAGGGGAUUCCACUUCCUGAAGCAUCUUCUGUUGACCUUCGUCGAAUUACUCAAAGCGGCUACAACAAAACAGGAAUCACUAAGCACUCAAGCUUUGUAUCCGAGUCAGAACGGGCUGUUGUCUUUGAUAUUGAAAGUGUUUACCCACCAGAAGAUGGAAAUUAUGUUUGUGUUCUCAUUGUUGAAAAUACGCCCUACCUAUCAUAUGUCUCUGGGCCAACGUAUGCUCUUCCAGAAAUUAGUGAAGCUCCGGAGAUUGUCACCACCGCUUUAUCGACAGUCAAUCUCCGGUGGAAUGCCUGGUCUGCAGGAGAAGACAUAGGGGAUCCUCCACUUGUAGGAUACGAUAUAUUUGUAAAGAGAGAUGGUGACUGGGAACUGGAUCAGAGAGUAGAUGACUCUAACACUUCAGCUACUGUUAGUGACCUGACUCCUGACACAGACUACAUGUUCUGUGUUGCAGCCGUGAGGGAAGGAGAGGGUGGAACAGGACCUUGGUCGCCAAGAAAUGAUACUAUCACUCUUUGUACAAAUCCAAAUGUACCUACUGGAAUACAAGUGGAAGCUAUAAGGCCUAAAGAACUACAGGUGGCAUGGGAGCCCCUCUCUUUGGAAUCAGCAAACUGCAGGAGUGGUGUGACCCAUUAUAUGGUUUACUAUGCUCUCUCUGGUUCAUCGUCCACAAACUCUCUCAUAGUUUCUGAUGAUAAAAGCAACUUCACAAUAGCAGGAUUAGAGACCUAUCUGGAAUAUGCCAUUCAAAUGACUGCUUCAAAUAAAGAUGAGGAAAGUGAUAAGAGCAGUGAGUCAAUUGGCAGAACACUUGAAGAAGUUGCACCCGCUCCUAUCAACCUGGCCAUACCAAAAAGCACCAAGAGUUCUUUCACUGUGUCGUGGUCCACCCCUCUUCCAUCUAACGUGAAUGGUCGUAUUCAGAUGUACAACAUUCGCUACAAGCAAAGCGAUCAAGGAGAUGAUGGUGAUUAUAUGAUGGAAAAUGCGUUGACAGAUGCAUAUGAUGGAGAACAUACUGUGACGAAUCUUCCCUAUGGUGUUAACUAUACAGUUCAGGUCCAAACUGUCAAUGGAGCUGGUUCUAGUGAGUGGUCAUACCCAGUCCGAGCCAAGACCAUCCUUACUGGUCAAAGGGCGCAAUUAGGCGCUAUAAUUGCAGGUGUUACAGUACCUCUCAUCAUGAUCAUCAUCUUCCUUAUAAUCCUUAAUGUGGUUAGGCCGAAAUGUAGGAGGGCAAAACUGAACUCAUCGCCAAGAAACACUGCACGCGAGGCCUCCCCUGAGUACGAGACCACUGUCUUUGACGCGUCCAUGCGCACCUGCAGAAACGUAGAUAAAGACACCUACCAAGAACUCGAUUUCGACACCAGGAACAACCAGAACCCUACCGACCCCCAUAUUUUGAAGGAACUCAAGAAAACCAACAUCGAUACCACGCAUCAGAAUGUCUGCCAAUCACAGCCAGAAAGCGCUUAUGAAUACAUUUAGAAUCGACUGCUAAGUAUAGUUAUACUACAGCAUUACAUCAUGAAGCAUGUAGCAGAGUUGGUGUGCGUAUGUGGGGUUGAUACGGUGUGACUGUGUGUGUGUG
Molecule: messenger RNA, 2203 nt
Organism: Lytechinus variegatus (green sea urchin)
Lineage: Eukaryota; Metazoa; Echinodermata; Echinoidea; Temnopleuroida; Toxopneustidae
Product: angiopoietin-1 receptor-like
Exons: 11
Coding region: 1-2100 (699 amino acids)
Molecular function (GO): protein binding
Source: RefSeq, a predicted model, not a curated record